Messenger RNA from Anopheles maculipalpis, 2343 nucleotides. Its product is annotated as probable protein phosphatase CG10417. Gene Ontology annotation, biological process: protein dephosphorylation. The transcript is spliced from 6 exons. Gene Ontology annotation, molecular function: protein serine/threonine phosphatase activity; cation binding. The record is from RefSeq and is a predicted model, not a curated record. Lineage: Eukaryota; Metazoa; Arthropoda; Insecta; Diptera; Culicidae. The coding region runs from base 1 to 2343 and encodes 780 amino acids.
AUGGGCGCCUACCUUUCCGAACCACUGACGGUGAAGGAUUCGAGUGAUGAAUCCAACGAAUUCAUGGCUGUGGGGUCCAGUUCCAUGCAGGGCUGGCGCAUCAGCCAGGAGGAUGCGCAUAACUGCAUCCUGAGUUUCGAUUACAAAAGCUCGUUCUUCGCCGUGUACGAUGGGCAUGGUGGUGCCGAGGUGGCCCGAUACUGCAGCCUGCAUCUGCCCGCCUUUCUCAAAACAGUCGAAGCGUACACACAACAAAACUUUGAAAAAGCAUUGAAGGAUGCGUUCCUCGGGCUGGACGCGACGCUGCUAAAGGAGAAGGUUAUCGAGGAGCUAAAGUUGCUUUCCAACAAAACGAACGAUGAGGACGAAGCGGACGAAGAGGAGGAAGAGGAGGAGGAUGAUAAUGUGGAGGACCUGUGCAAGGAAGCGGUAAUGCCGCUGAACGAGGUGUUACAGAAAUAUCGGAAAGAUGGCAAAUCGGUCGAUGGGACGAUUCAGCGCGUGCAGGCCAUUAAAGAGGGCAAUUGCUCCAAACCGAUAUCACCGUAUUUGAAAGGUAAACGGCGAGCUGCCGCCGCUGAUGCGUCCGGGCCAGGAACUAGCACGAAAAAACCCGAUACGGCUGAAGGUGGUGAUACUGAUUCCGAUGCGGAAGCGGAUCCAGCUGCUGAGGUUGACGAGGACAGAAAACCGGUUGUAGCGAAGGAUGAAGCUGGAGUACCGGAUGCGGCUGAUUCGACAGUCAGCAGCAGUUCAAGCAACAAAACGGUGGAACGUGUGAAGGAAGCCACACCACAGCCGGAACCAUCGUCAUCUUCUUCGUCCACCGUAAAAGCUUCACCCGGCAAGAGUGAGUCGGAUGCACCGGCAAGCAGUGCAAAGAAGACAGCAGAUCAAAGCGAUGAGAUCAGCGAUACUGCCGGUAAUGUCGCAGUCAAGGCGGAAGACGCGGGUGAUGAUGCGGCAGCAGCACCGGGCGGUGCGCGAGCUACCGGCAAGGACAAUUGUGCGCCGGACAGCUCUUCGUCGGACAGUAACAAACAGCAGGGAAGCAAGCUGAACGGUGACGUUGGUAAGGUGGGCUCGUCCGGUGCCGUAUCCUCGUCGUCGUCAUCUAGUUCGGUGGGUCAGGAGAAUGGUGUUGCUGGGUCGGGCAGCUGCGAUAGUGGUGGUAGUGUUGGAGGAUCCAAAAGUGUGUCCCCUGCCACGGCCAAGGUACAUAGCAGCUCAACUACCUCGCCAAGGCCAGUCCCGAAAAAUGGUCCAUCAGCGGCAGAUGUUUCGAUGUCUAUGGAUGAUACGGACGAUGACGAUGAUAGUGACUCGGAUGAAGAAUUCCCUCACGCUGAGGAACCGACCGAUGAUACUUCCACCACAGACGAGGGUGAAGAGGAUGCGUAUGGUGAGGAAGGUAGUGCUGAAGAGGAGGAGGAAGAGCCUGACGAGUAUGCUGAUUUGGGCGAUUAUAUAAACGAGGAGGACGCCGAGUUUAUGAAAGCCAUUACCGACGAACCAGGAAAGGAUAGUGGAUGUACGGCGGUGGUUGCAUUGCUGCACGGUAAAGAACUCUACGUAGCUAAUGCUGGUGAUUCUCGGUGUGUCGUAUGCCGAAAUGGAAAGGCGAAAGAUAUGAGCUUCGAUCACAAACCGGAAGAUACGAUCGAAUAUGAACGGAUUGAGAAAGCUGGCGGACGUGUAACGCUGGACGGUCGUGUCAAUGGAGGAUUGAAUCUUUCACGAGCUAUCGGAGACCAUGGUUACAAAAUGAACAAAUCGCUCCCACCUGAGGCACAGAUGAUAUCGGCCCUUCCAGACGUUGAGAAGAUCACGAUUGGCCCGGAAGACGAUUUUAUGGUGCUGGCUUGUGACGGUAUCUGGAACUUUAUGACCAGUGAGCAGGUUGUCCAGUUCGUACAGGAACGAAUCCACAAACCGGGCAUGAAGUUGUCAAAAAUUUGCGAAGAGUUAUUCGACGUUUGUCUAGCACCACACACGCGAGGCGACGGUACCGGCUGCGACAACAUGACGGCCAUAAUCGUUCAAUUUAAGCCGAACUUUACCGGUGCAGCUUCACGGAAGCGUACCGCAUCGAACUCGGCAGCCGGCACUGUCGAUGAUAGCGACGUGGACGCAGUAUCGUCCGCAACGAAAAAAGCUAAAACUGAUGCGGCGAGUGCUGAUGACGCUUCUUCCACCACGGAACCGACCGACAGCAGUAAUGGGAUAGUGUCCGCUGGUAAGGAAGCAGAUGCGACCACCGAAGAAACCGAGGCGGCCGCAGCAGUCGCUUCGAUUGCGGACGAGGCUGCUGCCAGCUCGGAAGCUGCUUCAUCCUCGACGUGA